AUGCACGAGGAGGGAUGGAACGCAACGCGGGCAACGGGGCAACGGCGCAGUAGUGCACACUCGCUAGACCCCAAGAAUGGCAUGAAACGAAGAGAGCUGCAAACGGACGACCCCAUUCCUCCUCUACAUUCUUCCACGCCUCGCGUAGUGCUUCACAUCGAUCUUGACGCGUUCUUCGUACAGGUGGAACGAAGCCUGAACCCUACCCUGGUUGGUAAGCCGAUGGUCGUCCAGCAGCACGCCGACAUUAUCGCCGUGAGCUAUGAGGCUAGGGCGCUGGGCGUAAGGAAGCACAUGCCGACCGCAACGAUCCGAAGGGAGCACCCAUCUGUCAAGCUUGUGCACGUGGAGCACUAG
Messenger RNA from Ectocarpus sp. CCAP 1310/34, 357 nucleotides. The record is from the annotation of a GenBank genome assembly. Lineage: Eukaryota; Phaeophyceae; Ectocarpales; Ectocarpaceae.